GCAGUAAACCCGCCCACCUGCGGCCGAGAGGAUGACGGGAAGGACGGAGAGCGUGUCAAGAACAUGGCGCUGGCUUAACGGUUGUUGCAGGGGAGUUGGGGUCUAACGGCCGUGUCCGCUAUGGGCUGGCAACUCGUCAGCCUCCUCCGGCGCGGGGUAUGGGCGGCGCUGACGGGCGGCUGCUACCUGGAGCCCCAGCAGAGCGGCUUCUCCAACGCCUUUCACCUGUACUUGUGGAUAAUACUACUCGGAGCCCCGUUUGUGCUGCAUUUGGCUGCAUCUCCCAGCAAAGUCGUUCUGGGGAUUUAUUGUGGUAUAGUGGCUCUCCUUUUUACUGUCAUAAAGGCAAUUAACUAUCGGCUUCACCUCAUGUUUGAGGAAGAAGAAAUUAUACAUCGCAAUGUUCAGUCUCCAGUUUCCACAAAGGACAGGAUUAGAUCUGGAGCAAAGGAUAACGGUGAACCAGAACUGACGCUAUCUUUUAGUCCUGGGAAUGGCAUGCAAGAUCUUCAUUUGACUGUUCUUAAAAGGGAUAGUUCAAAACCACCAGUCUGCCAUAACUCCUGCCAAUCCAUGCUGAAUACUGGGGCCAGUGACUCUGAUUUGUCGGCAAAUCCUAAAGAUGCGGAAGCACUCAAAGGUCUUAUCCAGAGCAAUGCAGCACCCCUGAUGCCAUCUGAUUCUGCAGUGAGUUUCCAUCAGUCAGCUUCUCAAGACGCAGAACCCAACAGGCAACACAAAGAAGAGUGUGACACCUUGAAAGAACCGCCGUCAUUCCUUUCCCCAUCUAUGGUGCCAUGCCAGUCAACUAUUUAUCAUUCCGCAUUAAAUGGAUUAGAUGGUUCUGAAAAUACUAGGCAUUGUGUUUUAGGUCAGAUUUAUACUUCGGCAUCAUGUGCCAGAUCAGCUCAUUUCGAUGGGGCCCCAAAUGAUUUGGAGGAUACACGCAAUUGGUCAGAGCACCUAGUGUCAACUGAACAGUUCAUAGAUAAGUUAAACCCAGACUGUCAAUGUACUGAUGUACCAGAGACUAUGUGUGAUGCGUUAGUGAUUAAUGCAGGUAAUGCUAAGCCAGGACCAAUGUGCAAUAGGAAUCUUCUUAGUGAUGAAAAUAAAUCUUUCAGGAAAUGUUUCAGUCAAACAAAGGAAACCCCUGGGAAUGUUGCUGGUUGUGUUGACUGUGGGGACCAGAAACUGCCAUGUGAACCAAGUACCAACCCUGCAGUAAUCAUAACAACUCACCUGAGAGCAAAAGAGAAUGAUUUUAAUGAUUCCAAUCAUGAAACAGUUCCAAUGAACAGCUUUUCUUCGGUGCAACCUACAGAAAGCAAAGAAGUAGAACUCUACUGUGAUCAGGAUUCCAGAAAACAUUUAAUUAAAAAUUUGGAGCCUAAGACUAAUCAAAAUAAUUCAGUUCAGUGUCCUAAUCGGAAACCAAGUUUGCCAAAUAUGCAAGAUUCAGAGAUAACAGACAUCCCAGUUAAUUCACCGGGGCUGCAAGAAGCUAUGAGAAAGAGCACUGACACUAUUAAUAAUGCUAACUUAACACCCUCAUCAUUUUUGUAUGUUAAUGUGAAUAAAGCGGCACCAAUGACAGGAUCUGAUAAGUUCAUAUCAAAGACAGAUCCUGCUGUCAGACCAAAGUCUUCCAGUUUUCUUAAAAGGGCUCUGUCUAGUCACCAGUGUGAUAAGCAGAAGCCAAGGAAACAAGUAAAUGUUGGUGCUGACUGCAUGAUUUAUGUUGGCAAUGAAUCUUGGUCCACAGUGGCCUCAAAGGACAAUAAAAGUGAAGAUGAGGAUACAAGUGAUCAUACUAGUCUUGGAAGCUCCUCAAGUCUGCAAUCUCAUCAUAAUCUUUCAAUAGAAACCUCUUCCAGUACUAAUUCACAGACCUAUUGUUCCCCAGAUCACACUCAUUGCAACCACCAAAAUUUACACCGACUGGCCGAUUCCAGAGCUGUGUCAGACUCCUUCUUGAAGGUUGUGCAUUGUCUAAUAGAAAACCAGAGGCAGCAUGAACAGCAAGCUGUGACCGAUUGCUCUCUGCAAACACACAUCACUGUCCUUAGUGCAAAUGGAGGAGCAGAUGUGGUAUUGAGCAGGACAUCCAGAGGGAACAUGAACAAUCAGGGAAGAACAUUAACCACUUCAAAGUCAGAUUUAGAGGCCAAAGAAGGACAGAUCCCAAAUGAGUCAAACUUUAUAGAGUUCAUUUCCUUACUGGAGUCAAUUAAUAGUUCAAGAAUUAAUGCAACAAGCUGCACAGGUGAUUGUCAAGAGGAGGGUGCUGUGGAUGGAGUUAUGCCCCUAGCAGAAACCAGAACACGAAGUACUCAGUGGCGUGACUGUAACAACCAACCAAGAGGAUCAGCAAUACAACAACGGCAAAAUGUAGAGAACAAUACCAGUGUUACUGCAAUCUUUGCUGGUACACCUCAGAGCUCGGAAGGUAACCAAGGAGAGGAUAACCAUGCUUGUUCAUUACGCUGGGCUAUCUCCAUGUGUCCAAGUGAUAAUCCAGGACAUGAGGCUUCAUCGCGUCAUGAUACCUCUACUGGUGCCGCACACUUCUUUGUAGAUGAGCUCGGAACAGUAAGGUCAUACACGUUUGGACAUGAAAGCAGAGGUUUUGAAAAUUCUUUGGAUCAUCCUCCAAGUUCAGAACAUGUCCAAAGUUCAUGGGAUCAUCAGUCCGACUUUCGCAGUUCCCCUUCAGCUUGGCACAAUGCUGCACAGGGUACAACAGAUGAGCCACCCCAGCAAAGACAGCCAGUCAUAUUGCAGAGGAUGCGAAUUAGAAGAUAUUCAGAAACACUUCAAGGCAGGGUUGGAAAUCGUGUAUCAGCUGUUAAAGUAAUAGAGGAAAAGUCCAAAUGGAGACUGUCCUACAGGUUUUGGAUUUUACCUGGCAAAUGGGUAGAAAUCCGUUAUGAUCGCUUGGCUUUGCUGACUUUACUUGACAGGAAUCAGGAAAUUGGAGAAAAUGUAUUGGCUGUUUUCUUGGCUGUUCUUGUUGCCCUUCUUGGAUUCAGUCUCCUUAACCAAGGGUUUUUCAAGGACCUGUCGGUCUUGCACUUCUGUCUGGUUAUUGCAAGCUGUCAGUAUUCCCUAUUAAAAAGUCCUCAGCCUGACCCAGCAUCACCUGUGCAUGGUCACAACAGAAUUGUCGCAUACAGUAGAUCUAUUUAUUUUUCAAUCUGCUGUAGUCUUGUGUGGGUUUUGGAUCUUGGCAGUAAGUCCACUCAGCUUCCAACUUCUACUCUAUAUGGAAUCAGAUUAAUAUCGCCAGAAAAUUUUGCUAUUGCAAGAGAUUUUAUUAUCGGGUUCACGCAGUGUUUCCCUGUCAUUUUCCUACUGGGUCUUCUCCCACAAAUAAAUACUUUUCUGACAUACUCGCUGGAACAAAUAGACAUGCACAUCUUUGGCGGAUCUGCAACAACAGGGCUAAUCUCAUCACUGUAUGGCUUUUCCCGCAGUUUAUUUGCUGUAUCGCUGCUAUAUGCAUUAUGUUUUGGCACAAUAAAGAGACCAUGGGAUGCUCAGCAUACUCCAGUGUUAUUUUCAGCUUAUUGUGGACUGCUGGUUGCUUGUUCCUAUCACCUCAGCAGACAAAGCAGUGAACCAGCAGUAUUGAUGUCCCUAAUUCGCUCUAAGUUGUUCAAUGAGUUGGACGUCCAGAAUCCAGAGCAUCCGCUGUCAGAAAACAAAGAUGUUCUUCCUGAAAAACUAAAGAAUUCUGUGAGAGAAGUCUUGAAGUCUGAUCUUGUUAUGUGUGCAGUAAUUACCCUUCUAACUUUUGCAAUCAGUGCAACUACUGUUUUCCUUUCAUUAAAGCCCUUCCUUGAUAUUGUGUUGUGUGCUUUGGCUGCAACAGUCGGAUUCUUGACACACUAUCUGCUCCCCCGGCUUCGAACACAAGUUCCAUGGUUUUGCUUUGCACAUCCUUUGCUUAAAACAAAGGAAUAUCGACAGUUUGAAGUCCGAGAUGCAGCCCAACUCAUGUGGUUUGAACAAUUGUACGUUUGGCUUCUUUGUUUGGAGAAGUACAUUAUUUACCCAGCUGUGGUGCUCAACGCACUCACCAACGAUGCUUUCUCUCUCAGUAGUCAGAAGAAGCUUGGUAUACACUGUGAUGUUUUAAUGAUGACCAUGGCCAGUAUGAAGCUAUUGCGCUCAUCCUUCUGUAAUCCAACAUACCAAUACGUAAUUUUGAGUUUCACCGUUCUCUUCUUCCAGUUUGACUACAGUGGUAUCUCUGAGACAUUUUUACUGGAUUUCUUCCUGAUGUCAGUUUUAUUCAGCAAGCUGUGGGACUUGCUGCUCAAGCUGCAGUUUAUUAUGACCUACAUUGCCCCUUGGCAGAUUGCUUGGGGUUCAGCCUUCCAUGCUUUUGCACAUCCCUUUUCUGUACCUCAUUCAGCUAUGCUCUUCAUUCAAGCUCUUGUAUCCUCUGUUUUUUCCACUCCUCUAACUCCAUUCCUUGGCAGUGCCAUUUUCAUGAUGUCUUACGCUAGACCAGUAAAGUUCUGGGAGAGAAAUUACAACACCAAGCGGGUGGACCAUUCAAAUACAAGACUGGAUUCACAGAUAAACAGAAGUACUGGGGCCGACGAUAACAAUUUAAAUUCCAUCUUCUACGAGCACAUGAUGAGAUCACUGCAGCAGAGCUUGUGUGGUGACUUGAUCCUGGGUCGCUGGGGAAGCUACAGCACGGGUGACUGCUUCAUCUUGGCCUCGGAUUACCUCAAUGCCCUAGUUCAUUUGGUAGAAAUUGGCAAUGGCCUUGUAACUUUUCAGCUCAGAGGACUUGAAUUCAGAGGUACAUAUUGCCAGCAAAGGGAAGUUGAAGCAAUAACAGAAGGUGUUGAGGAUGAUGAGGGCUGCUGCUGUUGCUGUGAACCAGGACAUUUGCCUCACAUGUUAUCAUUCAAUGCAGCUUUCAUCCAGCGCUGGCUGGCUUGGGAAGUUAUAUCAUCUCAAUAUGUACUGGAAGGCUAUAGCAUUAGUGACAACAAUGCAGCGUGUAUGUUGCAAAUGUUUGACCUCAGAAAGAUGCUUAUCACCUAUUAUGUAAAGAGCAUAAUAUAUUACUUGAUUUGUUCUCCAAAACUGGAAGACUGGUUACGCAAUGCAUCCAUACAGGAAGCUCUGCAUCUGUGUACAGCGUGGAAUUAUGUUGAUAGGGACCCAGGAGUUUUUAAUAUGAACAUUGAUGAAGACUAUGAUCAUUGUCUCAAGGGAAUCUCAAGAGCCAGCUUCUGUAAUGCUUAUUUAGAAUGGAUUCAACACUGCACCAGUAAAAGGACAAAGCCUGUGAGAAGUGAUGGGGAUUCUCCACUCGUAACCCUUUGUUUCAGCCUUUCUAUUUUUGGCAGAAGAGCUUUGGGAACUGCAACACACAACAUGUCCAUCAGCUUGGAAUCAUUUCUCUAUGGCCUGCAUGCGUUAUUUAAAGGAGAUUUUAGAAUCACCGCCAAACAGGAAUGGAUCUUUGAAGACAUAGAUCUGCUGCAUAAGGUCGUUGCCCCAGGAAUCCGAAUGUCCCUGAAGCUUCACCAGGAUCACUUCACUUCAUCCGAUGAAUAUGAGGACCCUGAGAUUCUGUACAGCGCCAUCAGCAGCCAUGAGCAAACAAUAGUCAUCUGUCAUGAAGGAGAUCCACGAUGGCGCCAGUCCAUCCUGUCAAACGCAGAGGCUUUACUUGCACUCCGACACGUAGUCGAUGAUGGAGUUGAUGAAUACAAGAUAAUUAUGCUCCAUCGUCGUUAUAUCAGCUUUAAAGUAGUGAAGGUAAAUAAAGAAAGUGUGAAAGGUCUGUGGGCAGGACAGCAACUCGAGCUGGUGUUCCUCCAGAAUCGCAACCCGGAGCGAGGCAGCAUUCAAAAUGCUAAGCAGGCCUUAAGAAACAUGAUCAAUUCCUCAUGCGAUCAGCCAAUUGGCUAUCCAAUUUAUGUCUCACCCCUUACAACAUCCUACGCUGGAUCACACAAGCAGCUGAAGAAUAUCUGGGGAGGUCCAAUCAGUUUGGAGAAUCUCAACAUGUGGUUCACUUCCAGGUGGCAGAAAUUGCGCAAGGGCUGCACUGGAAGUAACAUUGAUGAUUCAGAUCGUGGAGGAGCUUCCUCGGCUAGCAGCAACAACUGCUCUGGGAACACAACUCAGAGCGUUAGCUCCACGCAAACAAGGGCCUGGAGGCCACACGCAGUAACUUCGUUGACUGCUCACCACGCCAGGGAACGGAGGGACCAGAGGAGCUGUUCAGUGCAAGCUCGUUCAUCUCAUUCAGUGAUCCAGCAACCACCUGCUACAAGUCAGUCAGGGUCAUUGCUAGAAACAGAGCAAUCACCUUCACAGGUGUCAACAUCCGUCCAAGGCUUUGUUCAGAGGUUAUCCAACAGCCAACUGUCAUUCAGUAAUUCAGUUGCUUCUAUGUUAUCUCAAGUACCUCACCUUUCCACUGCCAGUCAGCUCAGUAGCCAGGGCCAUUCAUGUACACAGAACAGGCGCAGCAUCACCUCCUCCUCGAGCUCUACCCUUAGCCUCUUGUUUGGGAAAAGAAGUUUAUCCAGUGGACUUGUGAUAUCUGGGCUCUCAGCAGCAGAAGAAGGGAACACAACUGACACCCAGUCAACAAGCAGCGUCAACAUCGCAAUUGGACCAUCAGUCAGCCAUGGGAGCCAGAUGACACGGGGCACCUCUGAUGCCUGGUCAUCUCUGGAUGUUACAAUUUCCAACCAUCAGAAAGAUUCAAUGAACACAGAUGAUAUUUCACAUUCUCAGAAUGGAAACCUUAACUUGCAGGAAGAAUAGGGGACAGUGACUACUCGCCCAGUGUGAAAUUAGAAGCACUAGUGAUCUCUUGACUGUCAGUCAGAGAUGAUCAGGUUGAAAUGAAGCAGUAAAAUCAAUAAAUUGAGAAAGCAUGGAACUCUAGAGAUUUUGAAGCAAAUGGGGAGAGAAUUCACACCAUCCAGAAAAUGAAAUGGGAGCAACCAUAAUCCAGUGGAAUUAUCCCAAAUCAAAUGCUAAAUAUUGCUUUGUUUAGAGAAGCAUAUGCAUUGUUUCAUUUUCAAAGCUGAUUACACCUCAUCAAAAACUAGCUAUUUGUGAAUGAUAAUGCAAUUUCAGGUUUCUUUAAAAGACACAUUCCUGCUUUACCCAGCCAGACUGAACCUGAAAUUUAUCAGACUUCCUCAAUGUUCUCCAUUCCCAGAUUAGAUACUGUACAGGGUCAAGUGUGAUUUGGGUUCAACAAUUUUGACAAAUAAGUAGAUGCUGAUAAAAGCUAAUACUAGGUCUCUAGAAAGGAGCAACUAAACAAUCACUUGUAUUUAGCUCCAUAGUUAGAAAGUCUGACCUCACAAAACAAUGAAAAAAACUGGAAGGUUGUUUACAAAUGACUUCCUAAAAAUGUUAAUGAUGAAUUUGUGUAGCAUUCUACAGCUCCAGAAUUACUUGCGUAAUUUAAACCUAUAUUGAACUGUGACAAAAACAAAGUUGCUGGAAAAGUGCAGCAGGGCUGGCAGCAUCUGUGAAGGCAAAAAACAGAGUUAACGUUUCAGGUUCCGUGACCCUUCCUCAGAACUGAUGGUGGCUGAGAGAAUGUCAGUUUAUUUGCAGAACAAAGGGAGGGAUAUGGGGUAGGGAGUAAAAAAAAUAGGACAGAGCCUAAAAAGAGAGAAGAGCAGUUGGAUAGACAAAGAGUUAAUAACAAUGAGGCUGGGAGGGUGAAUGGUUGUUAAUGGGGUCUGUUAGUGACCAACAAUAGGGGGUGCGUAACGGCAGGCUGUGUGAUAACAAGGCCGAGUGUGUGGGGUAGGGGACUGGGACAUGGGAGAGUUUAGGCCCUAAAAUUAUUGAAUCGAUAUUGGGUCCAGAGGGCUGCAGGAUUCCCAAGCGGAAAGUGUGUAUAUUGAACUGUAGUUAGUCAACAUGGGAGUAUUAUGUGCAGUUCUGGUAUCCUUAUUAGUAAAGAGGUUCUGGAGACACUAGUAAAGGUGCAAGAAAUAUUUACCAGAAUGAUAUUAAAACUGAGAGAGUCAGUCUUUCAGGGCUGAUAAAACAAGCUGAGCUUCUUUCUCUAGGGAAGAGAAGGCUGAGUGGUGGCUGCAUAGAGCUCUUUGAAAACACCUUCUCUAUGUCUUUUGAAGCCUAUUAUAAUUUUUAAUUUAGGGGAAUGCAAAAUGAGGAGUUAUAAAUAUAAUUCUGAAAAGCUCAUUUGGUUAUUCAUGAAAAACAUCUUUACCUAGAGAGUGGUGGGAACAUGAAAUUCACUAAACACGGAAUGAUUGAGCAAAUAUUUCAGAUGCUUUUAGGGGAAGUUAGAUAUAUGCAUGAAAAGGAAAGGAAUAUGUCAAUAGAGUGAGAUGACAAUGGAGCAGGAAAAAAAGGAUCAUGCAUAAAUGGCAGCAUGGAUCAUCUGGGCUGUACAGCAUGUUUGUUUACUAUAAAUGCUGUGUAAAAUAAUAAAGUUGAGUAUUUAUUCCUUCCAGUCCUUUGUAUUACGAGAACUCAAAAGUGGGAAGAUAUUAUAAACUCAGAUUGUAAAAGAGGAGGACAAAAGCAGAUUUGAAUGAAUCCCCACACUUAAAUGCAGAUAGGGAGAAUUGGAGGGGAGGAAUAAGAAGCAGGAAGCACCAGUACUUUUUUUGAGAUAGUUAAUGUCCAUCUUACGAACUGAGCUCAGGUACUUACUGUACUGUAUGUGCUGCACUUCUACUACUGUCUCUGUAAUGGGGAAUGGAGUAGAAUGAAGGCAAAGUGUAUUAAAAGGUAGGCGUGGUGAUAAUGAAAAUCUGUGCUAGCUUAAUAAUUGCAGCUACUUACACAUGGGAUCACAUGCAGACACCCAUACCAUGUUCCCUGAUAUCUUUAUUGAUUUUACCAGAUGGUUAGACACUGCAGUCUUUGGGGGAUUUCCCAUGUGUUUAAAAUCUGCUAUGUAAGUAGCUUUUACACUGUCGCCAACAGACAGCUUUCAGAUUCCAGACCAAUACCACCUGGAAUGUGCCAGCUCAUCCACAAACCUGUUUCCUAGCUAAUACACUCAAUGUUCAUGGUGAUUCCACAGUUGAUGGAUUGUAAAUGCUCCUGGUGAUACUAAUUGUUCAUGUUUUAGGAACAAUGCAAAAUUCUCUUCGUGAAACAAAGCACUGAACUCCCACAUUGAUGUUUUACAUAGUUGUGUGUAAAGGCAAUCAACAGAAGCAAGAUACAUGAAGACAAGGAGCGAAUGCAAAGGAACAUACAAUGAAUGCUAAAUCAAUGAAAAGUAGUGGAGGUCCAAAGAGACUUGGUGGUUUAGGUACAUAGUUAAAAUGUCAUAAGAUAGGUACAAAAAUUAUUAAAAUGGCUAAUAGAAUACUGAGUCUGUUAUGUAGAGUACUAGAAUACAGGUAGCAGCAAUACAGAAAUUAUGAUGCAGCUACACAAAGUUUGGGUUAGGCCACAGCUAGAGUACUGACCAAUGUUCUGAGGACUACACCUUAGGUAUGUGUAUUGACUUUCAAAGGAGUGCAAUGUAGAUAUCACUAGAAUAAUACCCAGACUACAAGGGUUAAACUACAUGGAGAGACUGCACAAGCUUGUGUCCUCCAGAACUUUGAAGGCUUUACAACAUUAUCAGAUUAUAUCUUUAAGGGAAAUUGACAGGCAAGAUUGAAAGACAUGCUGGUUUUGGAAAGUGCAAAUUAGAGACAAUGAAGGAAUAAACCUAGGAAACAGUUCUAUAUGAAAAAGGUGAUUGAAUUUUGGGAUUCUCUUCUGCUGGUUGAUUUUAAUUGUUAAAUCACAAUGGUUACAGCACAGGUGGGAGGGUGGAAGGAGGCAUUUUAUCAUGUCUAUGCUCACUCUCUGAAGGAGAGCAAUUCACCCAGUACCACUCCCAUGUGCCCUUUCCUUUUUAGGUAAUGAUCCAGUUCCUUUUUGAAAGUUUAUACUGAUUCUCCUUCCACCACACUCUUAGUCAGUUCAUUCCAGAUCCUAACCAUUGGCUGUGUAAAAAUGCUUUUUCAUUGUUGCCGUUAUUUAUUUAGCCAAUUUCUUAAAUCUGUAUCCUCAAUUCUCAACUCUUCCAGUGAAGAGAAUUUUCUGCUUUUUACUCUGUUUACCAGAUCCCUCAGGCAUUGAAAUACCUCUAUCAAAUUUCUCAUCCUUACCUUCAAGCAAAAAAAUCCUGACUUCUCCAAUCUUUCUCUGCAAUUUCUCUAAUGCCUUCACAUCCUCCCAAAGUUGUGCCCAGAACUGGAUGCAUUACUCCAUUUCAGGCUAAACAAGUGUUUUAUAUAGGUUUAAUUUAACUUCCUUGCCUUCCUUUAACUUCCUUCCUUGAUAAAGUAAUUUAUUGUAUGUUCUUUUAACCUGCCCUGUUCUUUAAAUGAUUUAUUCACAACUACACCCAAGUCCCUGUUCUCGUAUACUCCUGUAUUGCCUCUCUGGUUCUUCCCACCAAAAUGAAUCACUUAAUUGUUUUUACGUGCAGUUUCCUCUGCCAUUUGUCCACCUAUUCCAUCAGACAAUAUCUUCCUUAAAAUCUAUCACUGUGCUCCUCACACUUCACUACACUGCUAUGUUUUGUAUCAAUGGCAAAUUUUGAAUUGGUGCCCUGUAAAUCAAGAUCAAGGUUAGUUAUAUAUAUGGAACUUCUGGGGUCCUAACUGCAAUCACUGGGAAGUCCACUCUAAACCUACCUCCAAUCCAAAAAUAAUCUAUUAACUGCUACUGUUUCCUUGUAAUUUUGUAAUUAUGUUGCUACUGUUCAUUUUAUUCUGUACACGCUAACUUUGCUCAAGUCUUUUGUGUUAUUUUGUCAAAUGCCUUUUGGAUGUCUAUGUACACCAUAUCAACAGCAUUACUCAAAUUUUUAUUACCUCAUUAAAAAACUCCAAAUUACAAAUAUUACAGAACAUAGUGUUAAAGGGGAUGUAGUCAUUUAGUCGUAGGACAAAAAAAGUACAAGUAAACUACUGUUUCAAUUUGCUGAUGUUCUACAAAGAAGAUGCAAUUAGAGUAAGCAGCUUCAGUUAGCUGGCACUAACAUAGUACAAUAGAGAAAGUGACCUCUUUUGUAAACCAUAUGAUUUCCUGGCAUUGGGGACAACUAACAGGGCCAAGCCCUCUAAUUAUGCUACAUUUCAGCUAGUGGGCAGAGGAUACACUGAACUCUGUAGAUUAUGCAUUUAUUUUGCCCCCUUUCUUCAGUUUCCACUUUGCCUUCCAGUGGAAUAAUUUCUAAUAGUUUAUUCAUGAACAAAAUCCUUUGCCCACUGUUCUUAUUUCUGUGCCUAUGAAAAAACUUGCAUUUAUAUUGUGCUUUUAACAUAGAAAAAAAAGUCCCAAGGCGCUUCAUGGAAACAUAAUCAGACAAAAAUAGCAGUGCAAUUCAUCUGUUCAGAGACUUGCCUGAUAAAAAUUGACAUCAGUCUCAUUUAUGAGGCAAAAUUGUAUUGUGGAGCUGCAGAAAACCAUUAAGUCAGCCUUUGUGGCAUGUGCCGUAGGAUGAAGCAGGAAGGAUAUCUGCUACUGGUGAGCAAAUUCAAUAUUACAAACUGCUUCACAGAACAGCAAAGUACAUGUUUGAAUAUCUAGAGUUAUUUUGCAAAAUACAAAACAAAUUAAACUUUUCCAAAGGACAAUUUUCUCUUUAAUUCCCUCCUUGCUUUCUAUUUGUUUUUAGAAAUAGAAAUCUUAAAAUUCCUGUUGAAAUUUAAGAAUGAGCUGCCAUAAUGUACUGUGCAAUUAUAUCAUUGUUUCAGCCUUUUGGAUUGUAUACUAUCAAAUAGCAAAAGUAUGGAUGAAAUUUGGCUUUUUGAGAAAAUAUGCAAGUAUGAAUAAUCUGUACAUCAGUUCAGAAACAGUUGUCAAAUUUUGAAUACAUUAGACUAUGCUGCAACACAAUUACCCACAAAAGGGCAACAAGUAUCAGAAAUUGCUUUUUCUCCAAUGAAAACAUUUUCAGUUAUUAGCCCAUUGUUUAAAUUGAUCAAUACAGUAAGGCAGUAAGAUCAAUUAGUGUACAUUAGCUUUGCUUGUAACAUGCUCUGUCUUGAAUAGCUGAUAAUUUUGUUUUUCUAUUUUGAAUGUUACAUUUACUGCAUGGACAGUGUUUUAAUUCUUGGAAACAGCACAAAUCACUUCAGUUAAUUCUUCAGAUUACUGAAAUGAAAUUUUAAAAUGAUUUUUAGGAAGUGACAUAUAUGUUUAUCUUUUCAAGCACAGAUUUGUAGGCAGGUAUAACAGAAUGUAAUGCUAGGGGUUUAGAAUUCUUUGAUUCAUAUUGAUGGCACCCUGAGAAAAAGAUGAAAUAUGCUUGGGCCACUCCGAGUCCUGCACUUAAAUAUACCUGCAUGAGGUUGCCUGUUGAGAUAUGCUAAAUUAUACAUGUGAUGAAUUUAUAGCAUUGUUAUAGUUUAGGUGAAAACUGAAGAUUAGAAGAUAUUAUGAAAUCAAGGUGUAGAAUAAAAUGGAAUGUAAUUUUUCAAAACAUCAAAUAAUGUGAAGUUUAACUGUACAAUACAAUUGCACUGAGAAUAUAUUCUUGAACUGCAUGCACAUCUUUGUACAAUCUUUUCCCACAAUUCAAGGGAAUAUGCACUAUGACUAUCAAGUUCUAAAACUUAUUUCUGCUAAUAUGAUAUAUAUAUUUGUUAAUUCAAUUGUCUUGGAAUUUUAUGAACAGUCUACAUUAUGCAUGAUGCAAUAUUGAA
Molecule: messenger RNA, 12704 nt
Organism: Stegostoma tigrinum
Lineage: Eukaryota; Metazoa; Chordata; Chondrichthyes; Orectolobiformes; Stegostomatidae
Product: pecanex-like protein 1
Exons: 34
Coding region: 121-6810 (2229 amino acids)
Cellular component (GO): membrane
Source: RefSeq, a predicted model, not a curated record